UGGGAAAGGCCUUUCCUGCCCCUCCCGACAGCACAACAGCCGCCCCUGAGGUUUUCUGGCUUCCGCUCGGAGGACUCGGAGGGUUCAGGCAGCAGAGAAAAGACCCUUGAUGCCUUCUCUGUCAUCUCCUCUAUAUGGUGAACAGAAAAAAGCAGCCAUGCAGCCAGCUCAGAAAAUAAUCUGCUCCUCUACAGAAUGGACAUUUCCGACCUCUUCUCCAAACAACUGGUAGCCCCCUGUGACUGGGGCAGGGUGUCCUUUGAAGAGGUGGCUGUGUAUUUCUCCCAGGGGGAGUGGGCCCUGCUGCGCCCAGCCCAGAGAACUUUGUACAAGGAAGUCAUGCUGGAGAAUUUUGGCCAUGUGGCCUCUCUGGGGCCUCAGAUUUCCAAACCUGACCUCAUAUCCUGGCUGGAGGAAGAGGAAGAGCCGUUUCUCCUGAUCUCUGAUGAAAAAGAGGGAUUGGCAGGAGGAGUCAUGUGGGAGACAGCAAAUGAAAUAUCAGGGCAUGGAGUGACGAAAAAAGAGGAUGCAUAUUCAAAUAGAAAAGAAGACGUUGAAUAUUGUGAUGCAUGGAGGAAGGAAGAAAGAAAACACCUACCUAAAGAGAGGAAGAAUUCUGGAGAUUUCCAAGGCGGUGAGACUCUACUGCAAAACAAAUACAAAAGAGACAAUUGGAAUGAACACACUGCAAGCAGGGAAGGGUUUCUUGAAAAUUCAAAUAUUAACAUUGAAGGGAACAUCUAUAACAGCAAAAAAAUAAUUAAAAGCCUGGAAUGUGGGAAAAGUUUCAAUAAGAGUGAUAACCUUAUUGUCAGUCAAAGAAUUGACACUGGGAAGAAACCAUAUAAAUGCCUAGAAUGUGGGAAAAGCUUCUGUAAGAGUGGUAACCUUGCUGUCCAUCUGAGAAUUCACACAGGGGAGAAGCCAUAUGAAUGCUUGGAGUGUGGAAAAAGCUUCAGUCAGAGUGGAAGACUUAGUUCCCAUCAAAGAAGUCACACAGGGGAGAAACCAUACACAUGUCUGGAGUGUGGGAAAAGCUUCAGUGACAGUGGUAAACUUACUGUGCAUAAAAGAAUUCACACAGGAGAGAAACCAUAUGAAUGUCUAGAGUGCGGAAAGUGUUUCAGUCAGAGUACAAGCCUCUCUUCCCAUCAACUAAUUCACACAGGGGAGAAACCAUACAUAUGUCUAGAGUGUGGAAAAAGUUUCAGUCACAGAGCAAACCUUUCUUCCCAUCAAAGAAUUCACACAGGGGAGAAACCAUAUAAAUGUGUGGAGUGUGGAAAAAGCUUCAGUCAGAGUGGAAGCCUUACAUUCCAUCAAAGAAUUCACACAGGGGAGAAACCAUAUAUAUGCAUGGAGUGUGGAAAGAGCUUUCGGCGGAGAGAUACCCUAUCGUACCAUGAAAGAAUUCACACAGGGGAGAAACCAUAUAAAUGCCUUGAGUGUGGAAAAGGCUUCACUGAGAGUAAAAGCCUUACCAUCCAUCGAAGAAUCCACACAGGGGAGAAACCAUAUGAAUGCCUGGAGUGUGGGAAAAGCUUCAGGCAGAAAGGGAAACUUACUGUCCAUCAAAGAAUUCAUACAGGGGAGAAACCAUAUGAAUGCCUAGAAUGUGGGAAAAGCUUCAGUCAGAAAGGGAAACUUACUGUCCAUCAAAGAAUUCACACAGGGGAGAAACCAUAUAAAUGCUUGGAGUGUGGAAAGAGUUUUCGGCGGAGAGAUACCCUAACGUACCAUCAAGCAGUUCACUCAGGGGAGAAACUAUACAAAAGUCUGGAGUGUGGGAAAAGCUUAAUUCAUUGUGGAGGUCUUUUUGCCCAUCAAAAAAUUCAAAUAGAGGAGAAAUUAUAUGAAUGCCUUGUUUGUGGAAAAAGCUUCAGUCAAAGUGCAAAACUUACUUCCCAUCAACGAAUUCACACUGAGGAGAAACCAUAUCAAUGCCCAGAGUGUAGAAAAAGAUUCAGCCACAGUGCACAACUCGCUAUCCAUCAACGAAUUCACACAGGGGACAAACCGUAUAAAUGCCUGCAGUGUGGGAAGACCUUCAGUCAGAGUGGAAACCUUACUUCCCAUCAAAGAAUUCACACAGGGGAGAAACCUUAUAAAUGCCCGGCGUGUGGAAAGCGCUUCAGUGACAGUGGAUACCUUGCUGUUCAUCAAAGAAUUCACACAGGGGAGAAACCAUACAAAUGCCUGGAGUGUGGGAAAAGAUUCAGUCACAGUGCAACCCUUUCUUCCCAUCAAAGAAUUCACACAGGGGAGAAACCAUAUAAAUGCCUGGAUUGCGGGAAAAGCUUCAGUCAGAGUGGACACCUUACUUCUCAUCAAAGUAUUCAUACAGGGGAGAAACCAUAUAAAUGCAUGGAGUGUGGAAAGAGCUUUCGGCGGCGAGAUACCCUAAUGUACCAUCAAAGAAUUCACACAGGGGAGAAACCAUACCAAUGCCUGGUUUGUGGGGAAAGCUUCAGUUUUAAUGUACAACUUACUUUGCAUCAAAGAAUUCAUACAGAUGAGAAACUAUAUUAAUGUAACAAGAGGAUCGAAAAAGCUUCAGUCGUACGGUGCGCUUACUUCCAAUCAAACAAUUCAUACAAGGAGAAACCAUAGAAUUGCUCAGAAAAUAGAAUAAUGUUGCAUCAAACCAGUUUGGAUUGGAAUAUCACAAAGUACUGCAAUAAAAGAGUGA
Messenger RNA from Eublepharis macularius, 2689 nucleotides. Its product is annotated as zinc finger protein 420-like. Gene Ontology annotation, biological process: regulation of transcription by RNA polymerase II. The transcript is spliced from 6 exons. Gene Ontology annotation, molecular function: RNA polymerase II cis-regulatory region sequence-specific DNA binding; DNA-binding transcription factor activity. Bases 196 to 2529 code for a protein of 777 amino acids. The record is from RefSeq and is a predicted model, not a curated record. NCBI's taxonomy places the organism in Eukaryota, Metazoa, Chordata, Lepidosauria, Squamata, Eublepharidae.